GGAGUUUCCGGAUCCGGGGCAGCCAACAACCGCCGUUCAGUGCCGCGUGCGCAGUCGCUGUGACCGUUGCCCCGGCAGCUCCGCUCUCGCCAUGAAGAUCACGCGGCAGAAACACGCUAAGAAACAUAUGAGCUUCUACAAGAACAACUUCGGCUUCCGGGAGCCCUUCCAGGUGCUGCUGGACGGGACUUUCUGCCAGGCCGCGCUGCGUAACAAGAUCCAGAUCCGCGACCAGCUGCCCGGCUACCUGGCUGGGGCCACGCAGCUCUGCACCACCCGAUGUGUUUUAAAAGAAUUGGAGUCAUUGGGGAAGGAACUUUAUGGAGCAAAGCUAAUUGCCCAAAGAUUUCAAGUUCGAAACUGUUCCCACUUCAAAGAUCCAGUGGGUGGCUCAGCAUGUCUAUUGUCCAUGACUGAAGAGGGUAAUCCUCAUCACUAUUUCAUUGCUACGCAGGACCAGGAUUUGGCAACAAAAGUGAAGAAAAAGGCUGGAGUUCCUCUUCUCUUUAUUAUUCAGAACACUAUGGUGCUGGACAAACCUUCUCCGAAAUCACUGGUAUUUGUUCAAGCCAUGCAGGCAAAUCAGCUUGUUCCAGAGCACCAGAAACAAAGUAUUGAGCAUCUUAAAGAAGAACAGGGACUAGUAAAGGAGUCUGAAAACAGAAGAAAACGUAAGAGGGCAGGUGGCCCCAAUCCUCUCAGCUGCCUGAAGAAAAAGAAAAAGGUGCAGGAGACCCAACAGCCUUCCGCUACUAAGAAGAAACGAAAAAGAAAACGAAACCGAGCUAAAUCAGAAGCAAAGGCAGUGUCUGUGCACCUCAGUGUGAAAGCAUAAAGCUGCCCAUAUAAACUGUACUGGACCUGAAUACAGCUUGAACUUUGUGCAAAGAAAAAAAAAAUUCUUACAAUUCUAAUAUGAAAAUAAGUGUUUAUUUUUAUGAAAUAUUAUAUUCUUCAUUGUAACUUUCACCACCUUUGUAUAUUUAUAUCAUCCCAAUAAUAUACCUUGCUCUUUAUUAAUCAGAUAAUUACAAAACAUUUUUCCCCCACUAUAACCACAAGUCUGCCCUCACUGAGAAAUUGGAGAGCUGUUAUGUUGCAAAAUCUGGUAUCUGGAGUGCCCCAAGUAGUGGGACUUUUAUUAUUAUAUAUUAUUUCUCUGUGCACACAACUGCCCUCACAUGUACAAAUUGUGUGUAUAUUAUUCCUGGCCCUGCCUUAGUUGGGAUCAUAAGGAGGAAGUGUAAAUGAGUUUUAUAAAUUUUCCUGUAAGGUGUUACAACAGGAUCUCCUCAAACUGCAUCAGACCAUGCCUGGAUUUCCCACUCUCAUGUAAGCCAAUGUUCAAUUUCCAGGCCUGUGCGUCAGUAAAGGUUCUUCUAAUGUCAGUA
Molecule: messenger RNA, 1391 nt
Organism: Gopherus evgoodei (Goodes thornscrub tortoise)
Lineage: Eukaryota; Metazoa; Chordata; Testudines; Testudinidae
Gene: UTP23
Product: UTP23 small subunit processome component
Exons: 3
Coding region: 92-835 (247 amino acids)
Cellular component (GO): nucleolus; small-subunit processome
Molecular function (GO): small ribosomal subunit rRNA binding
Source: RefSeq, a predicted model, not a curated record